Molecule: messenger RNA, 3450 nt
Organism: Grammomys surdaster
Lineage: Eukaryota; Metazoa; Chordata; Mammalia; Rodentia; Muridae
Gene: Gfra1
Product: GDNF family receptor alpha 1
Exons: 11
Coding region: 408-1814 (468 amino acids)
Biological process (GO): nervous system development
Cellular component (GO): external side of plasma membrane; signaling receptor complex
Molecular function (GO): signaling receptor activity
Source: RefSeq, a predicted model, not a curated record
UAUUUGCUUGCGUUCAGCCUCUUGGGUUGUGCGCGAUAGCCUCCAGCUUUGAAAAUUGGGAGCCCUAGAGGACCCCUCCUGCUCCAGACCCCAGGUUCCGGAGCUUCCCCAAGCCCCUAAUAUCUGAACUCUCACCUCCCGCUGUCGGACCCGAGUUGGGGUUGAGUCGGAACUGAACCCCUAAAAGCGGGUCCGCCUCCCGCCCUCGCGCCCGCUCGGAGCUGAGUCGCUGGCGGCGGUGGGCGGCAGAGCGACGGGGAAUCUGCUCUCACCCUGGAUGGAGCUGAACUUUGAGUGGCCAGAGGAACGCAGUCGCCCGGGGAUCGCUGCACGCUGAGCUCUCUCCGCGAGACCCGGCGGCGGCUUUGGAUUUUGGGGGGGGCGGGGACCAGCUGCGCGGCGGCACCAUGUUCCUAGCCACUCUGUACUUCGCGCUGCCACUCCUGGAUUUGCUGAUGUCGGCCGAGGUGAGUGGUGGGGACCGCCUGGACUGUGUGAAAGCCAGUGAUCAGUGCCUGAAGGAACAGAGCUGCAGUACCAAGUACCGCACACUAAGGCAGUGCGUGGCGGGCAAGGAAACCAACUUCAGCCUGACAUCCGGCCUGGAGACCAAGGAUGAGUGCCGCAGCGCCAUGGAGGCCUUGAAGCAGAAGUCUCUCUACAACUGCCGCUGCAAGCGGGGCAUGAAGAAAGAGAAGAAUUGCCUGCGUAUCUACUGGAGCAUGUACCAGAGCCUGCAGGGAAAUGACCUACUGGAAGAUUCCCCGUAUGAGCCGGUUAACAGCAGGUUGUCAGAUAUAUUCCGGGCUGUCCCAUUCAUAUCAGAUGUUUUCCAGCAAGUGGAACACAUUUCCAAAGGGAACAACUGCCUGGAUGCGGCCAAGGCCUGCAAUCUGGACGACACCUGCAAGAAGUACAGAUCUGCCUACAUCACCCCCUGCACCACCAGCAUGUCCAACGAGGUCUGCAACCGCCGCAAGUGCCACAAGGCCCUCAGGCAGUUCUUUGACAAAGUUCCGGCCAAGCACAGCUACGGGAUGCUCUUCUGCUCCUGCCGGGACAUCGCCUGCACUGAGAGGCGGCGACAGACCAUCGUCCCUGUGUGCUCCUAUGAAGAACGAGAGAGGCCCAACUGCCUGAAUCUGCAAGACUCCUGCAAGACAAAUUACAUCUGCAGAUCUCGCCUUGCAGAUUUUUUUACCAACUGCCAACCAGAGUCAAGGUCUGUCAGCAACUGUCUUAAGGAGAACUACGCAGAUUGCCUCCUGGCCUACUCGGGACUGAUUGGCACAGUCAUGACUCCCAACUACAUAGACUCCAGCAGCCUCAGCGUGGCCCCUUGGUGCGAUUGCAACAACAGUGGCAAUGACCUGGAAGACUGCUUGAAAUUUCUGAAUUUUUUUAAGGACAAUACGUGUCUCAAAAAUGCAAUUCAAGCCUUUGGCAAUGGCUCAGAUGUGACCAUGUGGCAGCCAGCCCCCCCAGUCCAGACCACCACUGCCACCACUACCACUGCCUUCCGGGUCAAGAACAAGCCUCUAGGGCCGCCGGGGUCUGAGAAUGAGAUCCCCACACAUGUUUUACCGCCUUGUGCAAAUUUGCAGGCACAGAAGCUGAAAUCCAAUGUGUCGGGCAGUACACAUCUCUGUCUCUCUGAUAAUGAUUACGGAAAGGAUGGUCUUUCUGGUGCCUCCAGCCACAUAACCACAAAAUCAAUGGCUGCUCCUCCCAGCUGCGGUCUGAGCUCACUGCCCAUGAUGGUGCUCACCGCUCUGGCCGCCCUGCUGUCUGUAUCGUUGGCAGAAACAUCGUAGCUUUAUCCAGAAAAACAGUAUGAAAAGACAAAAGAAAACCAAGUAUUCUGUCCCCUGUCCUCUUGUAUAUCUGAAAAUCCAGUUUUAAAAGCUCGGUUGAGAAACGGUUUCACCCAGCUGGAACUCUUUUGUUGUUUUUAAGAAAGCUUCUUGUGGCCCUCACGGGCUUCUGUUGAAGAACUGCUACAGGGCUAAUUCCAAACUCAGAAGGCUCUGGGGCAUGGUGUGGCUUAAGGGGACCAUUUGUAACCUGGACUGUAAAGCAAGCUGAGCUUAUGUUUUUGAUGGUGGUGGUGGUGGUGGUGGUGGUGGUGGUGGUAAUAGUUUUAACAGCUUGAACCCUGUUCUCUCUACUGGCUAGGAGCAGGAGAUGCUAUUGAUAAGGAUUCUUCCAUAUCUUAUUUAAUAGCAGUGAAUUCUAAGGACAUGACUGCAGCCUAGUGUGGAUGGAUGACAAAUGGAGGUUGGCCUCACGAGUGAACGUUGCAGACUCUGUCUUGUACUAAUGUUCACCUUUCUAUGUAUGUUAUCCACAGAGUGUUUAUGUACUACAGACUGUUCUGUGAUCCCCAACGACAACAAAAAAAAAAUCCUUGGUCACAUCCACAUGUAGAACCUCUCAUUUAGCCCAGUAGAAGAGGAUGGGUGUGGCCUUCGCACAGCACCUGGAUUGUUGACUGUUGUUCUCCUUAGCUUUGCUUGAGUGAGAAGCUGAAUAUAAUUGAAGAUCAACUCUUACUGCUUCUUAUACUUACGAGGUCACAUGUAGAACAAACGUUACCAACUAUUAGCUUUCCAACUAUUAGCUAUGUUUUUGAAAGCAAUGACAAUGAUCCCAUGUUUUACUGACGGUUUCAUACACGCAGCCCUUUCCCCUCAUCAGUAGCACCGGCUCCAGCAUCAACUUCAUGCGUGUGACUCAGAAGAAGGCCCCAAGAAGCCCAGUGCUUUAGCAGAAAGCUGCAUCACGUUUCUGUGGACAGGCGGGAGGAAACAGAACAGCCAUCCAUGUCUUAUCUGUCUUGAAAUCAAGGCUGCCUGUAUGUAAGGAAUGGUUAGAUACUUGUAAAGGGUGCCACAGUAGAUGGUGAUAGCCCUGAUACAUUGGUUUUCAUGUUGUCUGGCACAGACAGCUUUGAUUGGGACUGGCUGGCCAUUAGGGAUGGGAUGGAGACAUGCUACCCUCUCUGUUAAAGUCAAACCCUGCCAGGGCACACGGAAGCAUCUUUGCUUCUGACCACAACUUAGAACAGUUUGGAUUCAAGGUCAUCAAACAUCUCCUGUAUAUUGUUCUAUGACCUUCAUGACAUUAUUCUGUGACCUUCAGGACAGACUGUCCCACACAAGAGGAAUGGUAGGUUAUGGAUCUAGAAGGCUAGCACAGGGUCUGGAAAGGUGAACUGAUUGGUACAAAUACACAGAACAGGAGGGGACACUUGAGCUGAGACAUCUGACUUGUUAGCCACACAUCGUCUCCUGGAGCCCUCCUGCUUGCCUAAGCAGACCCUUAGGUAUAUGUCUAAAGACUGCUUUACGUGGUCAGGCUCAGAAUCUGUUAAUGGUUGCAUACUGGCAACCAUGUUUCCUGCCAAGUGAAUAAAGGGGAGGAGAAUUGUCCUUCCAUUGAGUCCUGGGA